AAAGUUGAUUCAAAAAAGCGCGGGAUUUUUUUUUAAUAAAGUGUACGAUCGUGUUCCGUCGUCUUGAAAGGGAUAAAUUAAUUUCUACAUGUAAAAUAAAAAUGAAAUGAAUAAAGAUAGCGAUGAAUUUCUGGAAAUAAAAAAACAAGGCUGUAUGGGCUAAGUUCUUUAACUUCAUAUAAAAAAUGACAUUGAGUUUGACUUGACGGUGGUUUUUUGCAAAGGUUUUUUGACACACGUUUGUUUUGAGUUUUUGGGUAUAAUUUUGAGUUUUGCAACUGUUAUGGUUAAAUGUCUUAUUUAAUGAAUAAAAUCAGUUUCAAAAAACUUGAACUUUUAGUUUGAUAGUUACAGGGUCCAGUGUGUGUGCUAUAACACAAAAUGGACUUGUUAACGUUUAGAAAAGUAUGCCCGGCCGGGAGGCAAGCUAUGGGAUGCUUUUUGAUAUCAUUGUUAACUUUCUCCGUCUCGUUAUUUUCUGGAACGAGCUUAGGCUAUACGUCCGAACUAUGGGCCUUGACUUACUGGGGUCCUGCACUCUAUUUCUGUUUGUUUAAUUUUAUUUUAAGAUAUUGUUACAAGGGCUUCACUUAUGAGGUUUCAGUGAGAUCAGCAUUUCUAGGUGCAGUAUUCGCUACUGGCAUGUAUCUUGCCACUUUUGAAAACGGCUAUAGUGUAUUUGGCUUAUACAUGAUGAUUUUAUCUAUGUUUCAUUUCUCCGAGUUUAUGGCUGUUGCAUUAACAAACCCUAGAACUUUGACUAUAGACUCGUUCAUAUUAAACCACAGUCUGCAGUAUGGAUUGGCUGCAGUUGCUAGUUGGACAGAGUGGGCCAUUGAGUUUUACUUCUUCCCAGAUCUCAAGACUCAUUUUUGGCUGUCUUGUGUUGGUGUAGCUAUGUGCAUUGGUGGAGAAAUACUCCGGAAGUCGGCUAUGUUUACAGCCAAGACAAAUUUCAACCACACAGUACAGUUUGUGAAGCGUCCCGAUCAUGAGUUGGUGACGCACGGCGUGUACGCGCUGUGCCGACACCCCAGCUACGUGGGGUGGUUCUACUGGUCAGUUGGCACGCAGGUAACUAUAAUAAACUUUGGAUUAUGACUAAUAGAUAAUGUCGAUCUCCAUAGCUGAGUUGCGAUCAAACCAGUUUCAAGAUAUCGCCAUCUCUGAAGUCACAGGUUUAAUAUCCAGUAGGGUCAAUAUAAGAAAAUAAUAUUUCAUAGUCGUCUAUUAUUUCAGACUCCCAUAACUCAAGGGCUACUUAGGUUGAUGUGAACAAUGUAUUGAUGUUGGCUUUUAUCUUUUAGAUUUAUUCAUUAUUAUAACGUUUAAAGUGAUAACUAAACUCUACUCUCCAUUACGAAGUACUAACAGACAUGUAAACUUAAAUAAAAGUAAUUAAAUUCCAUACAAAUAUAAUUAUUUAAUUAAAAAAGACCACAAUAUAUAGGAAAAAGAAAUUAAAUCAGAUUUAUCAAUAGAAAAAAAAAAUACAAUUUUGACUGUAUUCCUCAGAUAACGCUACUGAAUCCCGUGUGCCUAGUGGUGUACGCGCUCGCAUCAUGGACGUUCUUCCGCGAACGAGUGUACGCCGAGGAGUUGACGCUACUGUCAUUCUUCGGUGAGAAAUAUGCUGCGUACCAGCGCGCUGUAGGUACAGGUCUGCCGGCCAUACGGGGCUGCGUCCCGGGGGUUAAUCAGGAUCUUAAAGACGAUCAUUGGAGCUAUUAAAGAUGAGAAGUUGCGUUCUUUGGUGAUACAACGAGGUCGUCAGUACGGACACGCGUCACAAGUGCGUCACAGGUCUUGCAGGUCAUGGAGAUGCGCAGGGACUUGGUCCAGAUGAACAGUUAAUAACUUCCUUUAUGUUUUAUUAUACACCCUAUCGUUUAAUCUAUGACAAGCUCGGAUAGCUGCUCUCACAGAAGGAUAAGUACUGAAAUAAUCGACUUCGUUUAAAUUGAUUCCAUAACUUUUUACAGUAGAAGAAUUGCUUUGUGAGACUUGUGCAUUUUUUACAUGUUAUGUUUUCGAUGAGAUUUCAUUCUCUACACUUAUACAUAAUACAAAAAACUAAAGAACAGGACAAAUAUUUCAUAAUGUUAAAUUUUUUCCUUACUUCGUAUACAAAAUUAUAACAAUGUUUAAAAUUUGGAGCCCAUCUGUGGUCUGCUAGAAGUAAGUUGAAUUGCAAUAAUUCUUAAAGUACUCAUCCAAAUUUAAUGUGAUUCGGAAAUGCGCCUCUUUAUGUGAUUUCCUCUUUGUCACUGAAAAUUUAGGCUUCUAGUUUACUCCACAACAGUUACAGGGGGUCUAAAAUGGCCCGAGCAAAAAGUAUUACUUUUUGCUCGACUAAUAUUGUAAACGAAUGCAUACAAAGAAAUGAAUUGUACAUAAUAUUGUAACAUGUUUCAAGUAAAUAAUAUACAACAAGAAAAAUAUACGUUAUAUAUGUCGCAGCCAACUGGUUAAAACAGCCAUAAUUGCACGCCUAGUUUUCUAGUUGAAUCAUUAUGACAUUUGGUCCGUUCAUCAAGACGGCUGAUUUAAAAGCCGUCAAAAUGUUCUUUAGUUUUGUUAUCUGUAAAAAAAAACCUCGAAAUUUAAGACGAUCGCGAAGCGUAGCGUAGUGUUUUGGUUCUGUAGGUACAUAUCGUGGUGUAAAAUAUUUUCAAUUACUAGAUGUUUUUAAAUAAAUGUAUGAUAAAAAAUUACAAUGCGUAACUUGAGUUAACAACUGUUCUGUUAAUUAUUCUUUAGUUCAAUAACUGUUGUUAUAUUUACCAACCUACAUAAAAGCGAAUUGUGUAUCACCAUACACAAUCAGAGAAACAUAUGAAAUAGAAACCAAAGUUAUCAUACAACAAGAAACCAAAGCUUUAUAUUGAGAAAUAUUGUGUUUACUAUAGCAUAGUCCCACGUAAAUCGUGUUCUUGACUCAAACUCAUUGAAAUGUAGUGAAAAAAAAAUUACAUCUUGACAUGAACGAUUAUGGCCCUUUGUCCAUUAUAUAAUUGAUACAAAUAUAAGCAUUUUUAUAUUUACCGUUAACAAUUAUAAUAGCUUAUCGAAUUACAUUAAUACCCUGCAAAGGAUACUCUUUAAGGGAGAAAUUUAAGGAAAUAGACAUUAUGACUGUUGCUUCUCAAUACAUAUACGAGAACUUAAUGUACGUUCGUAAAAAUAUUAGUUUGUUUUCUAUUAAAAGUGAUGUACACAAUUUUAAUACAAGAAAUAAAAAUAAAUUAACGGUGCCUGUCACUAGACUGCAAAAAGUUAAUAACUCUUUCAAGGGUCUUUGUGUGCGCUUCUACAAUAAGGUCCCAAGCAAAAUACAACAAUUAGAUAUCAUGCAGUUUAAAUCUACUAUUAAAAAAAUACUUAUUAAAAAAGCUUAUUAUAAGGUAUCCGAUUAUGUAACAGAUAAGAACGCUUGGACUUGAGAUGAUCCAGCAACUGGAUAGGUGAUUACUUCUAAACUCAUUAUCUUGUUUCCAUUAUUAUUAAAUGAUUAUGUUAUUAUUAUAAGACCAUAGUUUUUUUUUAUCUCUGUUUAUAAUGUAUUGAUCUGGUAAUGACAUGGUUUUUGUAAAUGUCAUUACUCAUAUUAGAGCUGGUGAGUUUCUUGCUCGUUCUUCUUAUCAGCCAAAAGACGUCCUGAACGAGUGGUAGGGAAAAAAUGUUGGACGAUUCAAAAGUACUUUUAAGAAGUCUAUUUGAAUAAAGAUUAUUUUGACUUUGACUUUGACUUUGGAUAUGACGUGAAGAUAUAGAUAGAUCAAAUUAUAAUUAACUAAAACAGCGAAGUAUGUUGUAAACUAACAUGUCGUUAGUAACGCUACUCGUUAAUAGAUGGCGCCGGUUCAUUUCGGUGAAACCUCAACAAACUCAGUAUGCUUCUCAAAACGGAGAUAUACCUACUGAGGAAUAACCGGUUCUAUUUGCAUUAAAUAAUCUUCUAAACGACAGCACUGUUUUAAAAUAUUGUUUCACCUGCGGCGUAGGUGGAAUGCGCGCGUCCCGUGGGUCCUACGGGUUUACCUAUAAAGGCGAAGUCGCGGGAAAACAGCCAAAAUCCUAUUAAUAUUAUAAAUGUGAAAGUUUCUUUGUUUGGAUGUUUGUACGUCAAUCAAGCCGGAACUACUGAACGGAUUUUGAUGAAAUUUGGUGUACAGAUAGGGUGUUAGCUGACUUAGAUAAUAGGAUACUUUUUAUCCCACUAAACUUUUCCUAGGGUCCACGCGGGCGAACCCGCUGGCGAAAGCUAGUGUAAAAUAAAAUUUGAAAUUUGUGCUUUAUACUAAUUGAUAAUUUUUCGUGCUAGCAUGUGUAACUUUAAAGGAACUCUUAUAGUUUAAAAUUAAAAAAAUUAACAAGUUUCAAAUUUUAUGUCAUCUUUAUCUUACGAGGUUAUUGCAACUUACUUUUUAUUAUUUUAUAUGUACAUACAGCGUUAACUAUCUUUUUUUUUUAAAAAUAGUACAGAAAUUAUGAACUUUUUUAAAUGUUAAAUUUUUAAAUAAGGUUCUAGUCAUAAUUGUCUGUGAAUUCAAUAUUGUUAUUUAUAUGUAAAUAUACAGUUUUUGUAAAUAACUUAAGAGUCUAUACUGUGUAUCAUUGACUAACUCUUCUGUGUUCUAUAUAACUGUAAUAUUUUAUACAAAUUUUGUGAUUUUAAUAAUAUACUAUUUGAACUC
This is a messenger RNA of Diatraea saccharalis (sugarcane borer), 4697 nucleotides long. NCBI's taxonomy places the organism in Eukaryota, Metazoa, Arthropoda, Insecta, Lepidoptera, Crambidae. The record is from the annotation of a GenBank genome assembly.